Stylophora pistillata is the source of this 1488-nucleotide messenger RNA. Its product is annotated as gamma-aminobutyric acid receptor subunit rho-2. The record is from RefSeq and is a predicted model, not a curated record. Gene Ontology annotation, biological process: monoatomic ion transmembrane transport. Gene Ontology annotation, cellular component: membrane. Gene Ontology annotation, molecular function: transmembrane signaling receptor activity; extracellular ligand-gated monoatomic ion channel activity. Lineage: Eukaryota; Metazoa; Cnidaria; Anthozoa; Scleractinia; Pocilloporidae.
CGUUACCACAAUAACCAUUCAGCCAAAUUACACUUCAGAAAACUGAACUUCAACGUUUUUUGCUUACAGGUCGAUGUCAUGGCUAAGUUUUACUUGAAUGUGGUUUUCAUGUUUAUGUGGAGUGAAUUCGUUCUGAGAUCUAUUUUAGCUGACGAAAGUCGUUGCAACGUAUCUGUGUACAAGACAACUCAGGAUCUGGUGUACUGCGUGAGAAACGGAAUAAACUACGACAAGACAAGAAGACCAAAGAAAUUUUUCCCAAGAGAUGAACCCGUGGCUGUCAAUAUUUCUAUCGAGGUCGCUUCUCUUCAAGUCGAUACAGGAGAUAUGGAUUUCUCGUUGGAGUUCUUCUUCAGGCAAGGAUGGCAUGACCCUAAUUUGGCUUAUGAAGAAAAACAAGCAAGCGGAAAGAAGUUCAUUGUCUUUAAGGUCGACCUAGUAAGAGACUUGUGGACUCCUGACACGUAUAUUUAUGGUAUCAGGUCUAUACAGACCGUGCAGACUGAUAGCGCGGUCCCGGCAAGCGAGGGUCUUCGUAUAUCACCUAACGGUGAUGUGCUCUUCAGUACAAGGCUCAGUAUGACAGUGUCUUGUUCAAUGAACUUUCACGAUUUCCCCAUGGAUAAACAAAAAUGCUUCUUAAACAUCACCAGUUUUUUCUACACCGAUGAAGACCUUCAUUACGAAUGGGGCGAGUUGACAGUUCUGGACAAAGACAUUGCACAUUUUGUUCUUGUGUCAUUCGAGAAGAAGAAAACUGUACAAGAAUUUACAUCAGGCAGAUACGGGUUACUUUCAGUAGCAUUUGAGUUCAAUCGGCGCAUCAACUUCUACCUAUUAAGCUGGUACCUUCCGGCCACACUGAUAGUGGCUCUUUCCUGGGUCGGUUUUUGGAUCGAUACCAAGUCGACACCCGCUCGAAUCUCGCUCGGUACAAUCACGAUUUUGGCAAUGGGCAGUUUUCUGAUUGGCGAGCAGGAGGGGUUUCCAAGCGUCUCCUACGUACGGGCAAUUGACAUCUAUCUAAUCACGUGCUUUGUGUUCGUGUUCGGCUGUAUGGUGGAAUACCCCUUCGUUCACUACGCAAAAAGAAUGGCGGAAAAAAUGCAAGAGGACAAGAAGGAUGACUCGGAGAUAGAGAAUUCAUAUCAUUUAAAUCAUCACAACCAGAGCGAAACAAUGGCAAACGGUGUCGUAAAUGGCGGAUUCCUGGAUACUUUUGCUCCAACAAAUUCACAAGACAUUCUCCAAUGGACCAACCUACACUUAUCAACUAGCGAGCCUCCAGAGAAAAACAAAACAAAGGAGAAAACGCCAAGUGGACGUCAGCCGCAAAAAUACUGCUACAGAAUGCGGUUCGUAUUUUAUUGGGCAGCGAAACUUGACGAGGUUUGUCGCUUGGCUUUUCCACUGUCUUUCAUAAUGCUGAGUAUAGCGUAUUGGGUAGUAUUCUUAAAUCGCUGAAGUCAGGCUCAGUUCGAAUUUCAC